This is a messenger RNA of Fusarium coffeatum, 942 nucleotides long. RefSeq lists its product as uncharacterized. Lineage: Eukaryota; Fungi; Ascomycota; Sordariomycetes; Hypocreales; Nectriaceae. The transcript has a single exon. The coding region runs from base 1 to 942 and encodes 313 amino acids. The record is from RefSeq and is a predicted model, not a curated record.
AUGCGUUUCACUGCUACCGCCGCUACUCUGGCCAUGGCCACCACCGUCUCUGCCCACGCUCAGGUCUACGGUCUCUGGGUUAACGGAGAGGACCAGGGUGAUGGUCGCAACACCUACAUCCGAUCUCCCGCCAACAACAACCCCGUCAAGGACCUCACCACCGCCGACAUUGUCUGCAACGUCAACGGUGGCAAGGCCGCUCCCAAGUUCGCCAAGGCUGCUGCUGGUGACGAGCUCACCUUCGAGUGGUACCACAACGAGCGUGGUGACGAUAUCAUCGACGGAUCCCACAAGGGUCCCAUCAUCACCUACAUUGCUCCCUACACUGAGGAUGCUGGCACUGGUGCUAUCUGGACCAAGAUUGCCCAGGAUGGUGUCAACGGUGGUGAGUGGGCUGUCGACAAGCUCAUCAAGGACAAGGGUAUGGCCAAGGUCACUAUCCCCUCUGCCCUCAAGGCUGGCAAGUACCUGAUCCGCCAGGAGAUCAUUGCCGGUCACGAGGCCAACGUUGCCUUCUCUGAGGAUUCCGCCCGUGGUGCUCAGUUCUACCCCUCUUGCGCCCAGGUUGAGAUCACUGGAUCCGGCACUGCCGUCCCCGACCAGGACUUUGACUUCAACACCGGCUACAAGUACACCGACAAGGGUAUCGUCUUCGAUGUCUACGGUGGAGCCAGCUCUUACGACUUCCCCGGCCCCGCCGUCUGGGAGGGUUCUUCCUCCGGUUCCGGUUCCGGCUCCGGCUCUGCCCCCGCUCCUACCUCUCCCGCCGCUCAGGAGACCUCCGCUGCCGCUGCUCCUACUCCUACCUUCGAGACCGUUGUCAAGCCUUCCGAGGAGGCCGCUGCCCCUACCCAGGCUCCUUCCACCCCCGUCACUCCUCCCAAGACCGGCUGCUCUUCUCGCCGCCGCCGUGCUCGCCGCGCUGCCCGCAACGCUCUGUAA